This is a messenger RNA of Lachancea nothofagi CBS 11611, 1650 nucleotides long. The record is from the annotation of a GenBank genome assembly. NCBI's taxonomy places the organism in Eukaryota, Fungi, Ascomycota, Saccharomycetes, Saccharomycetales, Saccharomycetaceae.
AUGAAGUCGAUAACGAAGCUUGCGCUAAUCGGACUUCUGCUGGCAUCUCGUCUGUACCUGCAGCCGAUUUACUCACUGGUUUCCGAUUGUGAUGAGACAUUCAACUAUUGGGAGCCGCUAAACUUCCUGCUGCGAGGAUUUGGUAAACAAACGUGGGAAUACUCACCAGAGUACUCAAUUAGGUCAUGGGCUUUUCUGCUGCCCCUGUAUACUAGUUUGUUACCCAUUGGCAAGCUUUGCAGUGUUUUGGGACUGCCGCCGUACGUGUUGUUUUACGUUGCACGAUCGAUUCUCGGACUAUACAGUGUCGUUAUGGAGUGGCACUUGUAUCGCGAAUUGGAAGCUACUCUAUCGCUCCAAACCGCUAAUAUGUGGCUCUUGUUUCAGAUAUUCAAUCCAGGCUGGUUUCAUGCCUCUGUCGAGCUUUUGCCAUCAUCUUUUGCAAUGGUCACGAUGCUCGGUUUCGCCAAAUACGGUCUCCGUUAUCUAUCCACCGGCUCUGACACCGCAUUUAUUCAAGCCUUACUCUUCAACUUCGUGAGCGGGAUUCUCGGCUGGCCUUUUGUAUUGAUCUUAAGUGUCCCAUUAGUCGCGCACUAUGUCAUCACCCACAGAAUUUUUGCAAGCAUCAAAACCGGUUUCGGAUCAUUAUUAAGAUUACUAGCCGUCAUCGUGGUUGUUUUCUGUAUUGACUCCAUUUACUACGGCAAAGUCACACCAGUUGCCUGGAACAUUGUGAUGUAUAAUGUUGUCGAUGCAAACGAAAAGAGUGGGCCUAAUAUUUUUGGCGUCGAGCCUUGGUAUUACUACUUCCUGAAUCUUCUAUUGAAUUUUCCAAUUACUGUUCUUGUGGGCUGUCUAGUUGGUCUUGCCACUAACUUUAGGUUGGCCUCAAUUUGGGGUUCUUUGCUUGUAUGGAUGGCAAUCUUUGUACAACAGCCCCACAAAGAAGAAAGAUUCCUAUAUCCAAUUUAUUCGAUCAUUUCUCUUUCAGCCAGUGUUGGCUUUACAAAGGUUUGGGGGCGUUUAUCUGGGUCAAAAGGUGUCCGUAAUACCUUUUUCUUUGGUCUUUAUGCAUUGACAAUAUGUCAGAGUUCAAUGAGAACAUUUGCGUUAAUCAAAAAUUACACUGCCCCACUGGAUGCAUAUGCACAUAUCCCUAUUGUUCCAGGUCCUCAAAAUGUAUGUGUCGGGCGUGAAUGGUUUCAUUACCCCACUUCGAUGUUUUUGAGCAAUGACUACAGGCUACAUUUUAUCCAAUCCGGAUUUGAUGGCUUAUUGCCUGGAGAUUUCAAGGAAACGCAUAGCAUGCUGAAUAGCAUACGAGAGAUACCCGUGGGGAUGAAUAAUGAAAACAAGUUUGAUCCUUCCAAACUGACUCCUGUGGAUCAGUGUGAUUUCUAUAUUGAUUUCAUGCUUCCAACGGAAGAAAGCCAGGAUGCCCUGGAUCCAAAUGAGAUGGGUGAAGAAUGGAAAUUGGUUUACAGGACACCAUUUGUGGACGCUUCUCAAUCGAAAUUUCUGGGCCGUGCAUUUUCGGCACCCGAAUUUCUGUUGAAGCUUGUACCAGGACAGAAGUACUGGUCUCGUGUUUAUGAAGUCAACUUUCUCGACUACUGCGUAUUUGAGAGACAAACCGAACAGGUUUGA